AAGCCAUCCAAAAAAUCAUUCAAAGCUGGAAAAUUUUAGAAGGCAUAAAAGGAGCACCAAGAAAUAAGAGAAAACAUUGCAAAAAGAUCCUUUUUCUGCGCACCCUGUAAAAUAAUGUCCAUCUUUCUCAAACCCCUCCCUCUUCUCUCCCUCUUCUUCUUCACCUACUGUCUCACAAACCCUAAUGUGUUUGGAAACUCUAGGGUUCGUGAAACCCCAGUCAUAGUUAUAUACAAUGGAGUGGUGAAGAAAAUGGAGCCGCCAAGUAUGAUGGGGAGAGUAUAGAGGUGGGUGGGAAUUGGUUUCGGAGAAUUCAGGUGUAUCGGCCAUGCACAUGACCAUCAUGCCUAAUAGUAACAAGGCCAUUAUGUUUGACGCUGCCGGUUUCGGUCCAUCGGAGAUCUCGUUGCUUCCUGGAGACUGUCGUCGGGUUUUCGAUGAGAGGGAUGAAACUGGAGAAUACUAUGAAGUGGAUUGCUGGGCUCAUGCUGUGGAAUUUGACACUGGGACUGCAGCUAUUAGGCCGCUUAAGAUCUUGACAGACACAUGGUGCUCAUCUGGUGGAUUAUCAGCUAAUGGCACUCUUGUGCAAACCGGUGGAUGGGCUGUUGGAGGGAGGUCUGUGAGAUACCUCUCCGGAUGCAAUACCUGUGACUGGGAGGAGCACCCCAUGUCACUUUCUGCCUCAAGAUGGUUCUCUACGCAACAUAUCUUGCCAAAUGGCAAUUUCAUAUUGGUCGGAGGCCGACGCAUGUUCAAUUACGAGUAUAUCCCUAAGGGGGGAGGUUCUAAUGAUGUUUAAUUUCCAUUACCAUUUCUCCAAGAGACCACUGACCUGUUUCAGAAUAAUCUCUACCCGUUUGUCUUCCUUUCCACGGAUGGCAACAUUCUAAUCUUCGCUAAUAACCGUUCAAUUCUACUCAAUCCGACCACCAAUAAGAUUGUCCGGGAGCUUCCUAUCCUUGAUGGUGGGUCUUGAAACUACCCUGCAUCCGGCACUGGCGGCAUUGCUACCUAUAAAUCUCAGUGACCCGAACCCGAAAGCAAUCCUGGCCGAAAUUAUAAUAUGCGGUGGAGCGGAUCCUAGAGCGGGAAAGUUAGUUGAGAAAGGUAUUUUCGUAACUGCAUUGCAAGAUUGUGGAAGGAUUGAUAUAACAGACCCUAAAAUCCACAUGGCAGAAGCAGAUGAUGCCAACUCCAAGGACUAUGGGAGAUCUGCUGAUCCUUCCCACAAGUGAUAUCCUUAUAGUCAAUGGGGCCAAAGAGGGAAUAUCCGGGUGGAACUUCGCACAAGAUCCGAACCCGACCCCAUUAAUUUAUUAGACCCGACAACCCAACAACCCAACGGUUCACAGAGCUAAAGGCGACAACCAUACCACGAAUGUACGGUUCAACCUUUAUGGUAUUGCUAGAUGGCAAAAUAUUAGUGGCUGGGAGCAACACAAAUUACUACUACAAUUUCACAGGAGUAAAGUAUCCGACAGAACUUCGGGUCAAGAAAUUUUGCCCACCAUACUUCGAUCCUUUACUCAUCUCGGACAGACCUGCGAUAACAUCCGAUUACAAGGGCAAAAUGGUAAAAUACAGAGGAUAUAUUGUGGUGGAGUUCAAGUUGAAGAAAGCUAAGGUGGACCAAUCAGAUUUGAAGGUGACCAUGUACUCUCUUUCACAACCCAUGGUUUUUCCAUGGGCCAAAGGCUUUUGGUAUUGGCCAUAAAGAAGUUGGAAAUUGUGGAAUCGGAAUUUUUUCGGGUGGAGGUUGUAGCGCCGCCAUCGGCGGAGAUUGCUCCUCCGGGUUUUUAUUUGAUCUUUGUUGUGCACAAUGGAGUUCUGAGUUCUGGGAUAUGGGUGCAAAUUUCAUAGAGGAUUGCAUGCAUCUUUUUUGGUUGUUGUACAUACAUUGAUACAUAUUUUUCAUUGAUUGCAUCGUAAACUUGAAUAUACUUCUCACAAAAAAAA
Molecule: messenger RNA, 1959 nt
Organism: Malus domestica (apple)
Lineage: Eukaryota; Viridiplantae; Streptophyta; Magnoliopsida; Rosales; Rosaceae
Source: RefSeq, a predicted model, not a curated record